Messenger RNA from Megalopta genalis, 3006 nucleotides. Its product is annotated as myotubularin-related protein 10-B. NCBI's taxonomy places the organism in Eukaryota, Metazoa, Arthropoda, Insecta, Hymenoptera, Halictidae. Gene Ontology annotation, cellular component: membrane; cytoplasm. The record is from RefSeq and is a predicted model, not a curated record. Gene Ontology annotation, biological process: phosphatidylinositol dephosphorylation.
GUAUUCGGAUACAUCUGAAUACUUGGAUUUUAAUUGAAUGAAUAAAUUGACGCAACUGUGAAAGCUUUAGAUAUGAUACACAUGUGAUGCUUUAAAUACUCAAUAUAGGCACUGGUAGAUACUAUAGACACAUGUGUGUAUGUAUAAACUGUGCAUGUACAACUGUGCAACCACAUACACAUAGAUGCGUAUAAUGUAGCUCUAAGAACCAUGGGAAGUUCACAUCACACGAUGCCAAGUUCUCGUCCACUCGACACAUUGUGGUCGCAGAGCCAGUCGCAGGUCUCGGCGAACAUAGCCUCAAGGUCUGGCGAUGAAUAGAGUACGAGAACGACGGACGAGGAGGAGGACAUAGAAGUAUUUCUCAGGAUGAUUUGUACGGAGAGUUGUAUCGCGGCCUUGUAUGAGCCUAAGAAGUGAAUUUUUCUUGUGACAUUUGUCAAAAAUGCCUUGAGCUUCGUUACACGAUUGAACAAUCAGCGAUCGUAUGAUAAUGGAAAAUUAAGUGGGAACUAAAAGGAACCGCAGCCUAUGUCGUGGGAUAUAUUCUGUUUUCUAUGGUUUUAUUUCUACACGGUCGAUGCCGAUCACUCACGCGUUCGCGAUGGAAAGCAAAAGUUGCAACAAUUUUAUAAGCUAUGUGGGUCUCGAGGAACAUGAAAUGCAGCCAUUAGGUUCCAGUCGACGUAAUUCGCUCUCCGAAAAUAAUGUCAAAUUACUUCCCGGUGAGAUUCUGAUCACCAGUGCACAGAGCGUUCUUAUGUAUUCACCUGUCAGCGACCUGAAGCAAGGGACCUCUGGUAAUCUAUCGGUUACAAAUUUCAAGCUCAGUUUCAUCACAACGGAUGACACGAACGAAGACGACAUGGUGCGCCAACAGAAUCAUCUUUAUGGCUACAUGGAUACAUGUUUAACGAACAUAGAAGAUAUUUAUAUAACUGUAAACGAUAAAAAAAGAAGGCUGGUACCUGGCAAUACUGUGCCGUCUAAAGUAAAAGGGAUAUUUAUUAUUUGCAAAAAUCUACGAACAUGGUCGUUUUCUUUUAAAUUUUCACCAAUCGGCCACGGGAAAACUCUGUUGACGGCAUUGUUGCAUCAUGCUUUUCCUAGCAGACAUCACUUAUUAUUUGCUUAUGAUUACGAGGAAGCUUAUUAUAGUAGUCUUGAUAAAGCUGUACGCUUGUUUCAAGAUAUAUCGGAUUGGCAUAAUGAAUUAGAGAGAACCAUAAGCAACAAGAAGCUUAGAAAAUUUUGGAGGUUGUCAACAGUUAACGUAGAUUUCAAGCUUUGUCGUAGCUUGACACGAUACAUAAUUGUACCAGCAUCCAUCACCGACAGUCAACUAAUGGAUGCAGUUAAGCACUUUCAAGGCAACCGUCCACCGAUCUGGUCUUGGUCGAGUGCACAUGGUGCAGCGUUAGUAAAAAUGUCGGAGCUUUCACCACUGAUCACCAAUAGAAUGCAAGAAAAUAUUUUGUUUGAGAAUGUCCGCAAGAGCCACCCACAGAAAAAGGCACCAUUUGUUUUAGAAUUGAACAAAGAAAUUAGUAUAAAGUUGAUAGCCAUAUCCUUUUCCAAAUUUACUAAUCUUUGUUCCCCAGAAAACAUCAGACAGUUUUGGCAUCAAGACAACAAUUUCUAUUCAUUGCUGGAAAAUACGAAAUGGUUGAAGCAUGUAUCAUAUUGUUUGCAAAAAGCUGUCGAAGCCUGCGAGCAUCUGCAUUUAGAAUCCUCCGUUAUUUUACAAGAAGGUGCUGGCGCGGAUAUUUGUUGCGUUAUAUCGAGCUUAGUUCAAUUAUUACUGGAUCCCUAUUUCCGAACCGUAAAUGGAUUUCAAUCGCUUUUGCAGAAAGAAUGGGUUGCCGGUGGGCAUCCGUUUUGUGAUAGAUUAGGUCACAUCGCCAAGAGGAAAUCUGAAAAGUCUCCAGUGUUCCUUUUAUACCUUGACUGUGUCUGGCAAUUGUGUCAACAAUUCCCUGCGGAAUUCGAGUUCACGGAAACGUACCUGACAACGUUGUGGGACGCUGCUCAUGUUUCAAUUUUUGAUACAUUUAUUUUUAAUUGCGAGAAAGAUCGGGUGGUGGCAGCUACGGAGCCAAGUAAACCUUUGGUUCUACGAAGUGUCUGGGAUUGGAGGGAACAGUUCAGUGAACAGGACAUAUUAUUAUUUUAUAACCCUCUGUACAACCCUCGCGAAGCAAACGCAACAGAAAAACGCAUAAUAAAGCCCCAGUAUAAUGUGGUGAACAUCGAAUUGUGGGUUCAGUGUUACUUUCGGUGGAUACCGCCGUUAGAGAUCCAUAACGGCGGACAAAAUCAUAUAGAGCUUUACGCAAGAUUGCUGCGGAACAACGUAAACCAGCUGAAGAUAAGCAUAAACGGGAACUGCGAUUCACCCGUUGCAAAGACGAACAGCUAUACCGUUCAAAUGAACAUCAACAGCUUCUAUCCUUUUUCAAAUCAGAGAACUGGGAACACGGUCAGCACUCCCAUAAUAAACAGCUCGAUGUUAGCCGCAGAGAGCUUGCUAGACGCGCAGUCUUUAAUAACUGCAUGCGACUGAUAUGUACAUACCGUGGUAAUAUGUUUUUGGAACUCACAAGCUACAGUAGAGAAAGAUGGUUCAGGCGUUAGGACGUAUUUCCUGAAUCCUUCCAGUGCCAAUUUUAUACUAGUGUUUGCUCUCGCUUAUGUAUAUUUAUACUGUAAAUACGAGUUGUUUUUCGACGGAUAACGUUCUAGCGGUCGUAAUCGGUUUUAUACGUUACCAGUUGUAUGUGCUGUGUAUGUCGUAUGUAUAUUGUAAGUUAUUUUUUGUCCAUGCUUGAUUUUGAUUUUUCUCCAUUUGGCGCUGGAAAGAUCAGAAACAUCUUUGAACAAAAAUAAAUACGAAGUAUCAUUUUUGUAUGUUAUGUUGUAAAAUAAAAGGAUUAAGCGAAACCGAUAUUUAACAACAUGCUGAUGUUAUAUAAAUUAAAUAACAAUAAAAUUAUUUUUUGUAGAAAA